CUAAGGUAGGCUCCCUCCGCCCCAUGGGUGUGUCCAGGCAGCUGUCGUUUAUCCACCUGCAACACGUACGCCGCUUCCCCGCACUUCAGCGUCGGAAGCGCCUGUGUUUGAACCUCUUUUGUCGGAUAUCAACUCUUUAUUUCAUCUUCCCGGUGGACAAGUACACAACUGUUAACGACAAUUUGGAAAUAAGUACAACUUCAAUUGAUUUCAUCCCAGCUUUUGUUUGGCUCCGGGAUAACUGCGCGGGGAUCUGCGGAGGAACACAAGCCGCGCUCCUGACUGUGUGCGCGGGCACAGACGCUCCGAGGAAACCCCUUCUUCCUUGCAGCCUGGAUGCUUUUUAAUGUUUGCUUCUAUUCGUUGAGGAUCCAAAUAAAAGGCACCAAGACAAGACUCCUGGACCGUCCUCCCCCUCUAUUAGCAAACAGAGACAAUGUUGUGGGACAGCCUGUGCUGUCUGCUGGCCUUGCUGGUCUCAACGUCCGGGGGGCUUCCCUCGGCCAACGAGCCGCUAUCUGCCCCCAGGAUCUUCCUAUCUUUCAAAGAGUUAAAGUCGACCGGCACCGCUCACCACUUCUCCUUUUUGCUAAACUCCAGCGACUAUAGAAUUCUUCGCAUGGACGAAGACCACGACCGCAUGUAUGUGGGCAGCAAAGAUUAUAUCCUGUCUCUGGAUCUGCACGACAUCAACAAGGAGCCUCUCAUUAUCCACUGGCCUGUUGCCCCGCAGAGGAAGUCUGAAUGUGUCCUGUCUGGAAAAGACACCAAUGGCGAAUGCGGCAACUUCAUCCGUCUGAUUGAGCCGUGGAACCGCACUCACCUGUACGUUUGCGGGACGGGAGCGUAUAACCCCAUCUGCACGUAUGUGGACCGAGGACGCAGGUCACAGGGUUCCUUCUACCUUCAGGCCCCCAAAUCUGGAGGGAGAACCAAUCGGGCAGCAGACCCCAGCGCUACGUCAGAUCUUAUGGAGGCCAAGGAAUAUAUUUUCCGUCUCGAGCCAGGAAAGGUGGAUUCUGGGAAGGGAAAAUGCCCUUUUGACCCUAAGCUGAACAGUGUCUCUGCUUUGAUCAAUGGAGAGCUGUACGCUGGCGUCUACAUCGAUUUCAUGGGAACCGACUCGGCCAUCUUCCGAACGCUGGGGAAGCAGACGGCCAUGAGGACGGAUCAGUACAACUCCAGAUGGUUGAACGACCCCACAUUCGUGCACGCUCACCUCAUCCCAGACAGCGCUGAGAAGAACGAUGACAAACUGUACUUCUUCUUCCGAGAGAAAGCCUCAGAGAUGGGUCAAAGUCCCAUGACCCAGUCCAGGAUAGGACGCAUUUGCCUGAACGACGAUGGAGGUCACUGCUGUCUGGUCAACAAGUGGAGCACCUUUCUCAAAGCCCGUCUCAUCUGCUCCGUGGCUGCAGCUGACGGUGUCGAGACGCACUUUGAUGAGCUCAGGGACGUUUAUAUCCAGCCUACGCAAGACACCAAGAAUCCCGUCAUCUAUGGCGUGUUCUCCGUUUCAGGGUCUGUGUUUAAAGGCUCAGCCGUGUGCGUCUACGCCAUGGCUGACAUCCGCAUGGUCUUUAACGGGCCUUUUGCUCAUAAAGAAGGACCCAACUACCAGUGGGUGGCCUACACUGGCAAGAUCCCUUACCCUCGACCUGGCACAUGUCCUGGAGGAACGUUCACCCCCAACAUGAAGUCCACCAAGGACUACCCUGAUGAGGUGAUCAACUUCAUGAGGAACCACCCCACCAUGAACAACGCCGUGUACCCGGUGCACAAGCACCCCCUGGUGGUCAGAACUAACGUGGACUAUGAGUUCACCACAAUCGCCGUGGACCAGGUGACUGCCGCAGAUGGUAGCUACGAGGUCCUCUUCUUAGGCACAGACCGAGGGACGGUCCAGAAGGUGAUUGUGUUGCCUCGGGAUGACCUGCAGACCGAGGAACUGGUCUUAGAGGAAGUGGAGGUUUUCAAGGUUCCCACACCGAUCACCACAAUGAGGAUCUCAUCCAAACGUCAACAACUGUACGUGGCGUCCAUGUUGGGCGUGACCCACCUUGCGCUGCAUCGCUGUGAUGUAUAUGGCCAGGUUUGUGCUGACUGCUGCUUGGCCAGAGAUCCUUACUGCGCCUGGGAUGGAAAGUCCUGCUCCAGAUACUCGGCUUCACAGAAAAGGCGUAGUCGUCGGCAGGAUGUCAAAUAUGGAAACCCCAUCCGUCAGUGCAGAGGUUACAACUCCAAUGGUGAGCAUCUUUCUGGAGCCAAUAAGAAUACUGUGCAGACGGUUCAGUACGGCGUGGAAGGAAGUACAACGUUCUUGGAGUGUCAGGCCAGAUCUCCUCAUGUGUCUCUGAAGUGGCAUCUCCAGAAAGAAAACAGCGACCGCAGGAAAGAGAUUCGCUGCGAGGGUCGCAUGGUAAAGACGGACGAGGGCCUGCUGAUCCGCUCCUUGCAGAUGUCCGACAGCGCCACUUAUCAGUGCACGUCCACGGAGAAGAACUUCAAACACACGCUGGUCAAGCUGCAGUUGGUGGUUCUCUCCAGCCGCACCGUCAACAACGUCCCGGCGGACACAGGCAUCCCCGGCCUCGCCCCGCUGCAGUCCAGCGCCUGGACGCCGAGCGCUGGGCAGUACAAAGACCUGCUGACCAUCCUGAGCCAGCCUGAGAUGGGCCUCAUCAACCAGUACUGUCAGGACUACUGGCAGCAAGGAGACGCCGCGGACGGAAAGAGCAAAAGUUUGAAGGAGUUGAAGGAGCAGAAGAAGCCUCGUAACCGCCGGCAUCGUGACGAGGACGCACAGACAUGAGGGACUUGUGCAACGUCUCCACUAGAGGACAAUAUUUAUUGUAGCUUGUAAAAAACUUCUUUGUACCUCAUAGAUCAAGUUUUUGUCAAUAGUUUAAUCCGUGCAAAUAUUGAUAUUAAUAUUAAUGUUGACAAUAUUAUCUUCGCUGUUUCAAACUAAGACUGCUUGGAGCCUCCACGCAUGACAUGGAUCAUGGACCAGGACAAUGGAAUAGGACCAUGAAUCAUAAAAUCAUGGAUCAUUGACUGUGACCCAUGGACCUAGAUCAUGAACCAUUGAUUAUAUGCCAGGACUAUGGACAAAGACCUGGACCAUGGACGAAAGGAUCAUGUUGGAUGAUUGCACUCCAAGCUGGUAGAAUAAGAGACAUCUUUCACAUGUCAAAUCCUACCAGUAGUGUUUUUCUGUGUUAACACAUCUUCAUGUUGUGUUUAUUAUCAAGUGUGAUUAUUGUUUUUUUUACUGAAAAUUUUAGCUGUUUAGGAACACAAAGGCAGAUUCCAGCAGGCAGCUAAUAUUUGAAACCAUUUCAUGCAAAGCACUUUCUGUUGCCACAAUGCUCAUUUUUAUUCAUCUUUAACAGCUAACUGGCAUGUUAGUCUUCCUAAAAAAACUAUCUAAAUUCCAAUUGUUGGCCCAAUUCUGUCAUGUAACUUUAUGUUCAAUAUUAUUUUUGUUUGUGUGAGCUAACUCUUCUAAUACUAAAGCGCUGGACACAAAAUCUGUCAAAACAUGUUGACCGAGUUUUUUUUAUGACAAAGCACAAGGCGCGGUGAUGAAAUAAUGCAUAAUUCAGAUUUAUAAAACAUUCUAUUGUAACUUCAGAAUGUUUAGAUUGACAAGCAUGAAGUUUGGUACACAACUUUAUGUGACUGACAAGAACAUGUGUGUAAUUUGAGAGCAAUUGAUUGAAAAACAUGGCCAUCAUCAUACAAAAUGUCUUUGUAGGAACAUGGGCAAGAUUUCACAACAACAAUAACUGUCCAUAAGUUUUUGAUCAUUUGGUUAAUGAUAACAAUGCCCCAUUUUCUUACUUUCAUUUUCAGGAUUAAAAGCCAGGCAUCCCACUACUUUUUUCCAUGCAAUAUAUUCAUCAAAAUGAGAAUGCUGCAGUUCGGUAUAAAUUUUUCUUACACUUUUUACGUUGCAAUAUUCCUGACAUUUAAAAAUUUUGCUUUCGUCCCCAAAAAAUUUUUUGGGGGGAAACAGACUAUUAUCAUUUAAUUUAUGUUCCUGCAAAUACCAACCGCAAAAAGGUACUACCCACAAUCACAGGGGGGGGGAAAAUUGUGUUACCCUGUUAAGAAACACUAGUAACAACCACUAAUUACAAAACGUGAGUAACACACCCUAGUCAUGAACCACUAGUUAUGACUACAAGUAAUGACCACUAGUUACAACCAUUAGUUACAAAAUACGAGUAACUACCUUUAGUUGCAAUCACUAUUAACAUAAACUAUUUAUAACCACUAGGAACAGCCUCUAAUUACAACCGUAGUCACAAACCGUGGUUAUGGAUUACUAGUUAGUAAGACUAGUUCCAACUUAUAACCACUAGUAACAGCCUCUUGUUACAACCACCAGGCACAACCCUUGUUACGAAACUAGUUACAAACCCUAGUUAUAAAAUAUUAUUUACAAUCCUAGUAACAGCCUCAAGCUACAACCCUAGUUACAAAACACUUAGUUACAACCCCUAAGUUCCAAAGCACUAGCAAACAACCACUAAUUGUGACUACAUGUUACACCACAACAACACUGGUCAGCUGAGCACCUAUACACAGGUCUUGCCAGUGGGGUCUCUUCAUGGCACAUUAUGUAUGUAAAGUGUAUAUACCAUGCAUGUAGUGUAUGUACAGUGCAUAUACAGUGUAUAUACAGUGUAUGUAUACAGUAUGUAUGUACAGUAUGUAUAUGGUAUUUGUCUACAAGAGACUGUGUUCCUGUGGAUGUCAGUGAAUGUUUUCUCAUUGUGGGAAUAUAAAACUCAAAAAAGUGGGGAAAAAAGAAAUAUGGACUAAGUAAGGUUUUUGGGUUUCUUUUAACGAGCGAGGUGUUGUCCAGAUUGUACUUUAAAAAUAUUUCAUUUGACGUUCUACGUAUUGUUUUGUCAGAUUUACGUGUGUAUCGUCAAAGUUAUGAACGAUAAUGAUGACACGGGCUGCUGACUAAUAAAUGAAAGUUUAUAUUUUAUAAGAACAA
Nerophis ophidion (straightnose pipefish) is the source of this 5014-nucleotide messenger RNA. It is a transcript of the gene sema3fa, whose product is annotated as sema domain, immunoglobulin domain (Ig), short basic domain, secreted, (semaphorin) 3Fa. The coding region runs from base 437 to 2812 and encodes 791 amino acids. Lineage: Eukaryota; Metazoa; Chordata; Actinopteri; Syngnathiformes; Syngnathidae. The record is from RefSeq and is a predicted model, not a curated record. Gene Ontology annotation, molecular function: semaphorin receptor binding; chemorepellent activity. The transcript has 19 exons. Gene Ontology annotation, biological process: semaphorin-plexin signaling pathway; negative regulation of axon extension involved in axon guidance; neural crest cell migration.